AUGGCCGGUUCAUCCGACGCGACGGAUCAGUUGCUCGUCCGACCAACAACGACAGAAACCUCGGGCCGAACCGAACGUACGAUGAGCUGCUGUCGGCUUUGAUUCCACAUUGUCAGGCUGUGCACCGCGAGAUGGACCGAGAACGUUCGUGAAAUUCUUCGUUCGAGGAGCAGCGAUUAAUCGUUGCAGGAUCGAUAGUUGAUCCGAUAGUUGUUCUACAAACGAUUUUGAAAAGUAAAGAAACUCGAGCAGGAAAAUGUUUGGUAGACGACGUUCGAUUUUAUAGAGAGGAAAAGAAAAUUCGAUAUCGAAUCCAAGAUUUCGCAAGAUCGAGGAUUCGCUUUUGCAAUGAAGGGAAGGAUUGUUUUUCGAGAAAGAUAUUCCAAGAAGAGAGGAUUUAUUCCAAGAUAUUGGACUUGAAAGCGGAAAUAAAUCGUAAAUCGUAAAAUACAAAUUUUACGAAAUUCGAUACUGAAUCGAGGAUUUUGACAAAUCACCGGAGACUUGGUGCUGUCGCAAAGUUGUUAAAGAUAUUUCUAGAAAGUUCUUGAGCAAAGAAGAUUGGAGAAACCAAGAUAUUAAAUAAUAUUUAUCAAAGUUGAGUAUUGAAUUACAGAUCGACAGAAAGUUAUCUUCUAAUCAAGAUCGACUCUCACUUCUGCAAAGAGAAAAUAUACGCAAAGAUAUUACAUUAUUAUUAUUACUAACAUUGGUUCGUGAAAAAUCGCUUCGGAAGUACGAAUGUACCAAAUCGAAGAUGAAAUUCGAACCCGAGAUUCGAUGAUGUUUCUACGAAGGAUAAAGAUAUUCCGUGGUCAUAGAUUCGUUUUUACAAAUUGAUAAUUGAUCGUUUGAAAUAACAAACCUCAAGAGGCAGAAGAGUGUAUGUGUUUAUUUACACUGGAAUAAGUGAAUCGAAUACGAACGAUCGAUGAAUCACUGGAGACGCGAUAGUGAUCAGCAAGUAGGUCUAUUUUGUAAAAAAUUCAAGAAAGAAGAAACGUUUGAUGAGUUUGAGAACGCAGAGCGAUUUCGAUGUAAAAUUUCGAGGGAAAGUAAAUUAACGAUAUAGAAGAAACGUUGGUUUCUUAUCGAUACGUACCUCAAUAGUACCUUAAUGGUACUAUAUAAAUGAGAAAAAAAUCUACAAGAUGCUCUGAAUACGCGAAACGCGAACAACACUUGGUUUCACCGUAAGAAUAAUCAUGAGAAUAGUUCUUUGAUGAUCAUCGUCUAUAAAUUGCAGUGCAAGGAACUGUACUCGAAGCAAGUUGUACGUUCAAGUAAAAGACCGAUGGAAACGAAUCUUUGGAAAGUAGGAAGACACGUUAAAAGAUCGUCUUUGAAUGGCAGGCAAUUGAACGUAAAAUUUCAAGAGGAAUUCGACAGUUAACCAGCGAUGGAAGCUUCUUUUGCCGAUACUUUGCGAAUGGGCCGUUAAAGAAUUUCCAGAAAUACCUUUGAAGCUACUUCUCCCUGUGUCGGGAGACACAGCUCAGCUGCUUUUCGACUUCCCCAUUAAUCGUAUUAUUUAAAAUUCACUGUAAACCCGUCUUCAAAACCGUUUAUUCGAAAAUCAAAGUACAUGGAUGAACAAUUGGUGAAACGGUUUUAAAAAUGUCUAUCUGUUUUCUGGAAUAAACCGGUUGAACGUGUAAUUUAAAGAAACGGACAUUUCUAUAAGAUUUCUUAUCGUAUCGUAUCGUAUCGAUCGGUGAAACAAUUUUUAAGUGGACGAAAAAACAUUAGUUGGUUGCUUUACUUUGAGAAAAGCCGGGCCGACGAUCGAGACGUGUGUGAAAAUUAUAUAAAAUUCCAAGCGCAAGAGCGAUGAUGCUGGAACGAUAUAAAACAAUUACGUCGUCCAUGUUAUUUUUUUGAAACAAACGAUAAUAAAGAAAACUUCUCUCCGAGGAAUUAUCUCUGAAGGAAUUGAAAUCGUUGAUAAUCGCCGGAUAAAUAAUAUUCAGCCGAUACAUCUGUGUACAUAUGUACGUUGUUAGAUAGAGACGAACAUCGAAAUUUCUUUGAUCGAUGCUUUUUACGAAAAAGUCGCCGAGAGAUUGAAUACUCGAAAGAAUGCGAGAGAGUUGCUGGUCAAGAAGGAAAUCUUGGUAUUAGCGAUGAGUUCUUUAAAGAGAUCGACAAACCAAUCGACGAGGGAGGGUGCAACAGGCAGGAGACACGCGCUCACCGGAGGUAGCUCCAAGAGUAUGAGAAACGUUCUCCACGCGACCACCGCCGCGCCUGGUUCACCGCUUCGACACAGAUCCAAAUACGAAUUGAGGAGCAUCAGUUUGGAGGGCACCAAGGUUUUACCAUGGACUGCACGAUGCAGCACGGAUGCCAUUUCGAGGCGGGGUGUCCUCUCCAGGCGAUAUUACGGCAGCGUGGAAAUGCUGCCACAAAUGGAGCAAGACGGGUCCGACAAUGGAAGAAGAUUUCGAGUGGAGAACGGUGAUUCCCCGGGCGAGAAAGAAGAAAUGUUCGGAUCACCGAGUACGCCGAUACUGGAAAAUCCCGAGUACCAAACGCGCUGGUACUUCAAAUACUUUCUCGGAAAACUGCAUCAAAAUUACGUUGCUGCGGACCAAGAAAGAAAUCCCUUGUUUCUAUCGGUCGUGACGAGCGAAGUCAGCGAUCAAAGCGUGCCACAUUACAGAGUUAUUUUGUGGAGAAAAACUGGCGCACAGAAGAUAUCGCUGCCAUAUUCUGCGAACAAAACGAUGACGAUCAGGCAGAUCUUGAGCAAUUUCUUUGGUCUUGAGAAACUCGAUAAGGCUCCGCGCGAGGUUUUUUCCCCCGAAAUUCAAAAGGAUCUGCUAUUGCUGGAAGAGCAAGAAGGUUCCGUCAACUUCAAGUUCGGCGUGAUAUACGCGAAGAAAGGGCAAACGACCGACGACGAAAUGCUAUCGAACGAGAAGGGUAGUCCAGAUUUUGACAAGUUCCUGGAGAUUGUGGGCGAGAGGAUAGAACUGAAGAAUUGGGACAAGUAUCGAGGUGGCUUAGACGUAAAAGGCGACAUGACUGGCAACGAAAGUUAUUAUACGGUGUACGCGGGACACGAAGUCAUGUACCACGUGAGUACGAUGCUUCCCUAUUCGAAGGACAACCCGCAACAAUUGGAGAGAAAGCGACACAUCGGUAACGAUAUCGUUAACAUCGUUUACACGGACGACUCGAACGCCAUAGACACUUUCAACCCAAACUGCAUCAAAAGUCAAUUUACCCACGUAUUUGCCGUGGUAUCGGCCGAAGAAAACGGUAAAGGAUGGCGCGUGGCCAUUUACUGCGACGAAAAUGUUCCUCUGUUUGGUCCGAGCCUUCCAUGCCCACCCGUGUUCGAGGACCCGUACACCCUGCGAGAAUUUCUUCUCGUCAAGUUGAUAAACGGCGAGAAAGCUACGUUCAACACGCCAACGUUCGCUCGAAAAAGGGAAAGGACUCUGGACGCUCUUCUCCGGGAUAUGUAUCAAGAACACUCGCAGGAGAGCAAGAGCAACAGUAUGUUAAACCGACGAGCAUUGUCGGAUGUCGUGGAGGCUCCAGGUCGGCGUCGCGAGGAGACCCGUGCUGUGGAGAUGGUGCGCGUCGGACAGGCCCUGAAACUCGAAGCGAUCGUCAGAGGUUUGGCGCCAACUUCCUUGGCCACUGCUGGUCCUUUGAAGCCCAGACCGUGGGAGCCGAGGUGUAUCUAUCCGGAUUUCCCGCACGAAGUCGUAUGCGGGGACGUUUGGCUGGAUAACAAGCUGAUCUUGGCUACCGAGAAUGGAACUUUUCUGAUCGAAGACAGUUUAUCGCACAGACUGAUCUUCGACGAGUCCGUGCAAAUUAAACAGCUAGACGUGGUCGAGCAACACGGAAUAUUGUUAUUUCGAACCGGUGACAAAGGCAAAGAUAGCAACGUCUACGUUUUUCGUCUGAGAGAAUUCGAGAAUAGCACGAUCAGUAGGUCUGCGGAAAUUCCAAACGAUCGCGAAGACGAACAAGAGUGCGAAGACAAUGGCGACGAGGACGAUGUGGACGACGACGCCGACGAAAGCGAAGAAAACGAUUGUGACAAUUUCACGCGAGCCACUACAAAAUUCAAGCCCUUGAUUCGUCGUACUCGUGUUCGUGUUCGUCCCUUGGCUGUCAGAGGACGAGCGCAUAUAAAGGAAAGAAGACUAGCUAGAACUCGUGGCUGCCAUUUAUACACCGUUACUAUGCCUGGUGGUUCUCAUUUGCGCAUGUGCGUAGCGGUCGGCCGACGUUUGAUAGUUUUCCAAUGGAAACAUAGCGCCGCGUGGACCGCAUGGUGUUCCGCUACGGAUACAGAUACCGUGGAAGGAUUUUUGCAUUUGAAGGAGUUGAAUGCCAGCGAAUCUCCGACGUUAGUAACGAUAGUAGAAAAUACAGAUUCGAACAAUGAAUGGACGCUUUGCUGCGGUGUCCGACAUCAUUUUGAAUUGAUCUCAGCUUCCGGAAGCACGAGAAUUCUUCACAUCGAGGGAACGCCGAAACCACACGUGGUGGCUGCUUUGGACCUCUGCGAAGACGAAGAACCCGAAUUGUUACUCUGCUACAACAAUACGUGUCACUUUCAAAAACUCUUAGAAGAGAAUACCGUAGCAACGGAAUUCGAUUUCAACUGGAAUUCCGUUCCUGCGGCAAUAGCCUGUGCCUUCCCCUACGUGAUCGCCUUUACCAACGACACCAUGGAGAUACGAUUGAUAAUCAAUGGAAAUUUGGUGCACACGAUCGCCAUGCCAAACUUGAAUCUAAUCACUUCGAAGCAAGACAUCUUCUUCGCUACAACGGCUCCAGAAUUUCUGCCUGGAAAAUGCGAAAGAAUUCGCCUGGACUCGAAACCCACGGACAAGGAAGAACCGGUUUCCAGUCCGCCUCCUUUCCCCCAAUCUUCUACGUCUCGAUCCAAUCAGCAAAACAGUCAGGGCGACUGGAAGCCGAUAAGAAUCUACCAAAUACCGUUGCAAACGUUAUCGAGGAGUAGCUUGUCAACGUGCUCGCAACGACGCUGUGCCAGCCCUGCCGAGCCAGAAAUCAUCUCCGCGCCGCCGACCGGCGACAAGAGUUUCCUCAGCGUCGAGCCUCACAGAGCGUUGAGUAGGUCGUGUAGCAGCAGUCCAACGCCAUCGCCGACCAACGUGCUUCCGCCUCGACUCAGAAAAUAGGCUGGAUCGCUAGCUAUCCUCGCGGACUUGCUUUCACCACGUUCAACGUCGAGUUGGCGUGGCGUCCUUAUUUAAGUUGUUCAUCCCUUAACGUGCAAUUCUUUUCCAUCUAGCCGAUGAAAAAUGCGCAAUUUUCUUUUUAACGCGAUUGUUUCUUAGCUGUAUAACGAUAGAUGUUUUUCCAAUACGCCACGUCUUACGUUCUUACUACGUUUAGUAACUUACGUUUAAUACGAUAAAGCGUGUAAAACGCAAGAUAGGAAAAGCACGUGUCUUCGUAAAUACGAAAAUGUGAUUUCUAUUAGUACAAAAAGUUUUGCAUGGUUGAUCGAGCGUGCCUGUUAUUUAUUAAUAACAUUGUUGGUAAUCGUCGUUGGUUGCGUGAGCGCCGACGUGUGAAACAAAAUUUCCGUUAAACUGGCGGUAAACGGCCACGCGAUUCGAGCUCCGCGCUCAACGUAUUAUAUAAACGACCUUCCUUCUGACAGAUCGCAACCGUACCCGAAGCUCGUGCCUCGAUCCAACUGUAAAAUCGACGACGGAUCGUGCACGAUUCGGUGCGUUUCAUCUGUAGCUAGAAUUUACUGCCGUUGCAAAGAGCAAUCGAGAUAAAAUAGACGACGUUUCUUUCUCCCUUAUUCGAACGUUGAUCGAACCCGGAUCAAAUUUAUGUUUCUAUCGCGUUGGGAAAAUAUUAGAAAAAGAGUUGGAAAGGUAUCAGACGGCGGAUAUUUAUGCAUUUGCGAGAGAUUUAGAGAAUGGCGGAGAUUUAUAAUACGCAGCAUGGGUAGGAAUGCGCGACAGCCAGAAAUAUUAUAAAUGCCCAAAGCAAAUGCAAGUUAGAACGUGCCAUCUUUGUUUUUCCUCGUUUCGCCUAAAAAAUAUCUAGUCGUAUAUAUAAUAUAAUUUCCAAACAGUCUAUACGAUACGAUUGUGACGUAUGUUGAGAAAUGAAGAAAUUUAUCCACGUUCCUAAAAAAUCCACGCUUCGCGAGAUAUGUACAGGCACACACGUCCAUCGAUUCGAUUUAACGUACGGAGAACGAAAGUAUGUAAGUGUAGGAAUUUACAAACUGGUUUCUAUAUCAUAAACGUAAACAACGAAAAAAUAAGUUUUUUAAAUAAACCCAUCGGUGCGUAUUUAACGUACGACGAACGUAUUUAUUUUAACGACGUAGUAUCGGAGGAAAUAAUUACACAGAGUGUCCCGUUCCAAGUUUCCCAGACUAUUGCUACAUUUGUCAUUGUUUGUCAGACUAUAGAAGCAUAAAGCUUAUCGGCUGUUUCAGUUUCUACGAAAUUAUCUACGAUUUCGUUCGCUGCUCGUGAACGAAACGUUGAUCUUGAUAAGUUUUUGUUGCAAAUACGAAAAAUCGCUCUAUACGUAUAUGAUGAUGAUAAUAACAACAACAACAACAACAAUGAUAAUAAUACGUAGAAGAAUGUUUAGUACGAGACAAGGCACCGGAUAACAAGAUGUCCCGAUAAUACUAGCACGAUGGUAAUAAAUAAUAAAUAAUAAAUAGUAAAUAAUAAAUAAUAAAUAAUAAAUAAUAAAUACUAAAGUAGAAAAUAAAAAGAGAAUGAUACGAAAUUUUACGUAUAGUUGGAUCUAAUCGGUCGGUACUCGUGUAAAUCCGUAUGAUUUGAUAUUUAUAUGAUAAAUAGUACGUACAGUGUAUUUUGAUGGCAUUCUCGUAACAUACAACAAGUUUGAUUAAAACGUUAAAGUAUUAUCUUAACGACAAAGUUGAAGAGUUAAAAAUUGUCGAAACUUUGGAAACUUUCUUUAGUCGUAUUCGCAAAGAACCUCGAAUCUACAUAAAUAUCCGCAGUCCACCUGUUACUUUUUUUCUUUUCUCGUCUUAUUCGCGUUUACUCGACUUUAAAUUUCGAUUAAGAGUCAUGUAAAGGCUAAACUCUUUACAGAGAAGUGGAAAAAUCAAAAUGAUAUAAUGAAAUACGUAAAAGGAUAAUUAAGGAAAACUGUUCGCUGUCGUUGGUAAGAUAUCUCGCUGCGAACGUGCUCUCGCGCCGUUAAAUCGCCUAGCGAUUUCUAUAUGUAUGUAUUUACCGCAAAUAAAAGAAAGAUAACCUAUUAAACGUUCGUAUUUAAACAGGAAUUUGGUAAUUAUGCGAUCUGAUCGAAUAACUUUUCUUCUGUAAGUAGUUUUUCAUUCGGACGAUAUAUGUAUAUUUGUCGUACAGUCAACCGACUGUCGAAUAGAAGAUCGAAACAAAGCGCGAAAGUGCAACCAACAUCCAUCGACUCGUCCAACUUUAUUGCAAACUGCAUUUCUACCUAGUUCAGCCUACGCUAUGUUUAUUUGUUUACACGAUAUUAAAAAUGAUUGUCGCGUUGAUAAGUUAAGAUUAAGCUAGGUUGGCCUAUGUGCGUCAAAUGUACAUAAUCUUUCGUAAUAUAAAAAUGUAUUCGAUGAAUUUAA
Messenger RNA from Bombus terrestris (buff-tailed bumblebee), 7621 nucleotides. Its product is annotated as GTPase-activating Rap/Ran-GAP domain-like protein 3. The record is from RefSeq and is a predicted model, not a curated record. Gene Ontology annotation, molecular function: GTPase activator activity. Gene Ontology annotation, cellular component: cytoplasm. Lineage: Eukaryota; Metazoa; Arthropoda; Insecta; Hymenoptera; Apidae. Gene Ontology annotation, biological process: regulation of small GTPase mediated signal transduction; activation of GTPase activity. The coding region runs from base 2124 to 5174 and encodes 1016 amino acids. The transcript has 17 exons.